This is a messenger RNA of Ostertagia ostertagi, 486 nucleotides long. NCBI's taxonomy places the organism in Eukaryota, Metazoa, Nematoda, Chromadorea, Rhabditida, Trichostrongylidae. The record is from the annotation of a GenBank genome assembly.
AUGCGAGCCCUCCUGAUCUUGAAUGCUCUGUUUACCACCGUUCUAACUCUGAAAAUCCUUGUCUACUCUGCUCCGUUAGGAUACUCUCACAUGCAGUUUAUGGGAGCAAUCGCCGAUAUUCUCCAUGAGGCCGGCCACGACGUGCUACUCUUUGAUUUACCCGAAUCGAUUCGCCGGCAAUUCGACAGAAGAGAAAUGGGAUUAUGGAAACUGGCAAGCAGUUCAGUCCUUGAGCAACUGAAAUUGGUUCUGCUUUUCUCAAAUUUGCAAUCGGAAUCAUGUGAAUAUAUCCUUGGCGACAAUCACACGAUGGAUUUCCUCAGAAAUGAGCAUUUUGAUGUGGGCAUCUCUGAAGUUUUUGCGCUAUGUGGAUUUGGAGUUUUUGAGCUAGCAAAUACCUCCAACGUGGUUGCGGCUUCAGCUGUUGGAGUGAUUGACAUCAUGAAAGAAUUCAUCGAAGUGCCGAUAAUGCCGAGUUUCAUGCCG